AUGUCUGCUCAAAGCUAGCUAUAAACACAAAUGGAUAGGGAUAAAUACUUUUUCACCAGUUUAGUUUAUUCUAAUAUAAUAAAAACGGACUUUGGCUAUGUCGGUUUUAUGAUUACUGAGGGUUUAUGGUUUAAACUAAGAGUUUAUUAUUGUUUUGUAAUCCCUAAAAAAGUGAGUAUUACUGAACCAGAAAUAUUCACAUUUGAUGAAUUGGAGUAAGGUUUGGCUAAAAUAGAAUAAAUUAAAAAGGAUAUACAACAAAAUUGA
This is a messenger RNA of Paramecium sonneborni, 267 nucleotides long. The record is from the annotation of a GenBank genome assembly. NCBI's taxonomy places the organism in Eukaryota, Ciliophora, Oligohymenophorea, Peniculida, Parameciidae.